UGUUCAAAAGUGUUGUUAAGCUAACGCAGUCGUUAAAGUGUCGUUAGAGAGUCGUUAAAUUUAACAAAUUUGUUAACUGUUGUUCAAAAAAUUUAACGACAAAUGUAAUGUUAAAGAGUCGUUAACUUUAACAACUUCUGGGAGGUCGAUUAAAUAUCUAAGUUAUUGUUAAAUAUGGCCGCCUUCAUGCAAGUACCUGUUCCACCUCAGAGAAAAGAAAGGCAUUUUCGCCUCAAAGAUGACCUUUCUUUGAAUUUGUCCAAUGAUGAAUUAAGAGAAAGGUACAGAUUUGGUAGAGAAGGAAUUAUGUUCAUUUCCAACCUAGUUAGCAAUGAUGUAUCAAGAAAAACAAAGAGAAACCAUGCCCUCACUGUGCCACAGCAAGUCAUGGUAACCAUGAGAUUUUUAGCCACAGGCAGUUUCUUGCAAGUAGUUGGAGACACAAUAGGUUUGCACAAGGGAACUGUCUCACGUAUUGUGUCUGAUGUUUUGAAUUCAUUAUGUGACAAACGGGACGAGUUUAUCAAGUGGCCGAGAAAUGUUGAUGAAACAAGAGGAGACUUUUACCGUCUAAGUGGUUUCCCAAAUGUGAUAGGGGCAAUAGAUGGGACACACAUCCGUAUCCAGGCUCCAUCAGAAGAUGAACCAUCAUUCGUGAAUAGGAAAGGGGUACAUUCUGUCAAUGUGCAGGCUGUUUGUGAUGCCAGAGGUAAAUUCACAAACAUAAAUGCAAACUGGCCAGGUAGCAGUCAUGAUUCCCACAUAUUCAGGACUUCACAAGUGUGUACCUACAUGGAACAAAAUGGUCGAUGGGCAAAUGGUGUACUGCUUGGGGAUAGUGGUUAUCCUUGUCGUCCAUUUUUGAUGACCCCAUACCAGAAUCCUGUACAAGAUCAUCAGAAAAAGUACAAUAGAUGCCACUGUUCAACAAGAAGUGUGAUUGAGAGAACAUUUGGGAGGCUGAAGAGACGGUUCCAUAUAUUACACUCAGAGAUAAGAAUGACACCAAGCAAAGCAUGCAAGAUCAUUAUUGCUUGUGCUAUUCUUCACAAUAUUUGCAUCUUAUUAAAUGAACCAGACAUUGAAGAUGAUGGAGUAGUGAUAGACAAUGAUGGAGAUCUUGGGGAACGUUUCUUUGGUAUCAGGACGGAAGAGGUGUCAGAGACCACAUUUCCUCCACAUUUUUUAAUCGCUGAAAUCAUGAAUAAAACAUUGAAAAAAGCUUUUUUCAGAAUAUGUAUUUUAUCAAUAACAAUAAUUUAAAACAUAUAAAAAAUAUAACAUUAAUAUGGAACUAUA
Molecule: messenger RNA, 1299 nt
Organism: Mytilus californianus (California mussel)
Lineage: Eukaryota; Metazoa; Mollusca; Bivalvia; Mytilida; Mytilidae
Product: putative nuclease HARBI1
Exons: 5
Coding region: 175-1263 (362 amino acids)
Source: RefSeq, a predicted model, not a curated record